Molecule: messenger RNA, 1803 nt
Organism: Prorocentrum cordatum
Lineage: Eukaryota; Dinophyceae; Prorocentrales; Prorocentraceae
Source: the annotation of a GenBank genome assembly
GAAGCUUACCGCCAGUGCCUCUUCUUCUUUUUCAAGAAGGAGUCCCUUGUCCAGCUGCCAGCGGAUACGAAGCCGAAGUGGUUUGAGGCGGUGAGGCCGUUGAUCAAGAACCAGCUCGCGACCGCGCAUGCCCACGCCCUGUCUCCCGCGGCCCUGCAAGAUAUCAUCAAGGGGACGAUGCCGAGGACUACAGAGCCGACUGCACCGUGCCCCGAGUCGGCUGACAGCCAGGUAAAAGCAUCCAUCUUGGAGGAGCACCGCCGUGUCCUGGCCAUGACCGAUACGAGUGCCGCCAUCAAAGCAUGGUCAGAUGAUAACAUGGACAUUCCGCUGGUGAUGGCGCCAGAUUUCGGCGCUGCCAUGAGGGAUGCGUUCGCGUACAUGAAGAAGAGGGGCGACGGCGACGGCCCGCUGGAGAACCUUCACUUCGCCAUGGCUUGCGCAGAGGGGCUGCGGAAGAUCAGGCCCGGGACCGAGGACUACGAGAAGGAGUGCGUGGCUGCGUCGGCCCUGAUGGCAGAUCAGAAGACUACCGGCUGCGACAAGCAGGCGGCGGGGCCGAAAGAGGUGUGUGACAUUUGGGCUUGCCAGAGUCAGGCGUUUGCAUACUGCACCGUGCGUGCGGACAUCGCGCUGUCCAUCCUCCGCACGAUUGUCGUCCCUAAGUUUCUAUCGCCAGGGCGGGAUACCGCCUCUGCGAAGGCCGCCUUCACGUCCCUCUCAGCUGCGAUCAAUGCCAUGACCGAGGCACGCGACAAGAUUGCCGCCGUCGACAUCAACAUGAAGCUGAAUGCUGGAGCCGAUACUGCCAUCAAUUGGGUGCAGUUCUGGACUCGGUGCUUGGCGGCUGCGUCGGCUGACAACGGGCCCACAGAGCUUCGCAAGAUGCUCGACGGCGAGAUCACCUCCAUCGCUACGAGGUUCGACCAUCGCGUGAAGGCGGAGGUGGAUCGACUGGCCGCCGAGCAGCAGAAGGAGACGGGCACUGGCGGCGAUGACGCAGCCCAGCAGGCGGUCAACACCGAGGGCCUGGCAAACAUCGCGCACUCAUUCGAGGAGCAGGGCAAGCAGUACAUGAGCUUGUCCACAGAGGUGAGCGAGGAGAGCUUCGAGAUCCCCGCAGCCGUUCGAUGCGACGUCAUGCAGAUGAUUAUGUGCAGGAUCAACAGCAAGGUCACCGAACACGCCAUGCAGAAAGGCAGUUUGAAAGCCGACAAGGGCAUGUCUGAGUUGCUCUACGACCGGAGCGGAGCGAGGAGGACACUCUGGUGCCGUGGCAUGGCCACGGACGGCAUCAGGAUCGGCUUCACAGGACACGUGACCAUGGUUCCUACCGUGGGCUGCUUCGAGCUCGGCGAGGUCGACCACGUCAAGGUCUACCUGAAGACCAACCUCCCGAAGAGCGGACCCAUCAUCGGCCACUUCUGCCCCGCGUGGCUCGUGCAGCCCGUGACCAUCAACGCCGAUACGGGCGAGGCGGCCCGGCAGGCGAAGAUGAAUCUCUUGUUCGAUGAAGUCGAGUUCGAGUUCAAAUGGAGUGCGACGUUCCUCGGCGCAGAGGAGACGAUGAAUAUCAAGUUGAAGAUCCCAUACCUCGAGCUGGGCGCUGAGUUCAAGAAGCUGGAGCACCCCUUCGAGCUCGAUCGGACCUGGAGCGAUGGCCUCGAGACUUGGAGCCUCGGCGACCGCGAGAAGAAGUACAACCAGGCCAUCGCGGACACGCUGAAGGCCCUCAAGCCCAGUGGAUCUGCGACCGAACCGGUCUCAGAGGAGUGGCGUCGCAUCGCUGACCACAUUUUGUGA